This is a messenger RNA of Ipomoea nil (Japanese morning glory), 2031 nucleotides long. Its product is annotated as putative disease resistance RPP13-like protein 3. The transcript has 6 exons. Lineage: Eukaryota; Viridiplantae; Streptophyta; Magnoliopsida; Solanales; Convolvulaceae. The record is from RefSeq and is a predicted model, not a curated record. The coding region runs from base 178 to 2031 and encodes 617 amino acids. Gene Ontology annotation, biological process: defense response to other organism. Gene Ontology annotation, molecular function: ADP binding.
AGAGAGAGAGAAAAAAAUAAAAGGAGAAAUUUAAACUGUAAGAUUCCCACUUAACAUUAAAAAAUUUCUUCUCAUGUUGUCAUUAUCUUCCUCUAAUAUUUAAUUCCAUAUACUCACAAUUAGUGUUACAAACUUUCAUUUCUUCUUAGUUAGUUCUGCAAUGAAGUCUGAUCAUCGAUGAGUUUAUCGCAAAUGGCUUAUGCUGCUGUAACUUCGCUUAAAGGAACACUCCAUCUACACUUCUUGCAAUCACAACCACGCUUGCCUCUUCAACACAACCAAAAGAUACUUAAUUCUCUCCAUGAAAAUCUUGGUUUCCUCCAACAAGUUCUUGAGAAAUCUGAGAUAGCCUAUAAUAAUGCGGGGAUGAAAGAUUUAGAGGCAGAGAUCAGAGAUGUAGCGUUCAAAGCAGAAGAAAUGAUUGAGAUGGAAUUGAGUAGCAUAUAUCUAGCAAAGGGUUGGACAAAGCGUAUUCGUAUAAAGGCUUCCCUCCUCAGGCUUCGUGAAAUCUUCACUAAAGCAGUAAACCAGACUGAUUACCUCAAGAAGGAGUUGAUUAAAAUUAGUGAAAAGCAGCUAGCGAAUGGUCCAUCACAAGGUGAAAGGAUGCGAGGAACAUCAUCACAGCCUGAUCCAGAACAAGAGAACAUUACUGUGAGUAAAUUUUCCAAAAACGCUUCAAUAAAGUUUGACAGUGGAAUGGUCGGAUGCAACGAGGAGUUCAAGACGAUAAUGGAUCAGCUCACCCGACAAUCAGCAAAGCAGUUACAAGUCGUAUCAAUUGUAGGCAUGGGAGGAAUUGGCAAGACCACUUUAGCUCAGAAAGUAUAUGAAGAUUCAUCAAUUACUUCUCAUUUUGACAAACGAGCCUGGGUUACUGUAUCUCAAGAGUUUAACGUGGAACAAAUGGUCCAAUGCCUUAUUGGUUGUGUUAUUGCAGCAUCAAAUGAUGAACUCCCUAAACUGAGCAAUGUACACCAUGAACAAAGAAAUGACAACUUAGCAGAAAGUUUGCGUAAACACUUGAAGGAUUAUAGAUAUUUGAUAGUGAUUGAUGAUAUAUGGAGCACAACUGCUUGGGAUAAUGUGCAAAGAUGCUUUCCAGAUGAUAAUAAUGGAAGUCGUAUACUAUUGACUUCUCGACUCAGAGAGGUGGCAGAAUAUGCUAGCUCAGGUAACUCUACAAUUAUCAUGCCUUUCUUAGAUGCAAAUAAAGGUUGGAGUCUCUUCUGCAAUGUGCUUGGUAAAACAAAAUUUCUUUCGGUGUUUGAGCAAAUUGGUAGAGAUAUAGUGAACAAAUGUGAAGGAUUACCUCUAGCUAUUAUUCUAGUAGCUAGUCUUCUCUCCAUGACCGAGGCGGCAGUCGAGAAGUGGAAAAAUGUUGCUGAAAACGUGAGUAGAUAUGUAAUUGGUGAUUCUAGUGAUGCUUGUUCAAGAGUACUAUAUUUGAGUUACAACCAAUUACCACACCACUUAAAAGCUUGUUUUCUAUAUUUUGGAGUUUUUCCAGAAGACUUCGAGAUCCAUGUGAAGAAGUUGGUUAGGUUGUGGGUGGCAGAAGGAUUUUUGAGGGAAAUGGACAAUCAAAAUAUGGAGGAAGUGGCCAUGGAAUGCUUGCAAGGUCUUGUUGAUAGAAGUCUUGUUUUUGUUAGCAAACAGAGCUACAAUGGGAAAAUGAAGACAAUAAAAAUGCAUGACCUGUUGCGGGAUUUGUGUUUAAGAGAAGCUCGACAUGAAAAUCUUUUGAAUGUCAUUGGAGAUGAAAAACAUCCAUUUUUCAAUAAGAUAAUCUCUUGUCGUUGGAUAAGUACUGCUACAUCACAGUAUUAUCUACUUCCUUUGGAGCUCUUUCACAAAUCACAUUCCUUUCACUAUCCUUAUGCUUAUUACUCAAGUGUGGAACUUCUAUUUUCACGCUUAAAGCUACUAAGAGUAGUAGACAUAGUAUGCGGACCUUACUAUGGAUAUGGGUUACUAAAUGGGCUUGCAAAUCUUAUUCAUUUGAGAUACUUAGCUUUGAGAGCUCUUUGA